This is a messenger RNA of Lepisosteus oculatus (spotted gar), 6479 nucleotides long. It is a transcript of the gene dyrk3, whose product is annotated as dual specificity tyrosine phosphorylation regulated kinase 3. Gene Ontology annotation, biological process: cytoplasmic stress granule disassembly; peptidyl-threonine phosphorylation; positive regulation of cell cycle G2/M phase transition. Lineage: Eukaryota; Metazoa; Chordata; Actinopteri; Semionotiformes; Lepisosteidae. Gene Ontology annotation, cellular component: cytoplasm; nucleus; cytoskeleton. The record is from RefSeq and is a predicted model, not a curated record. Gene Ontology annotation, molecular function: ATP binding; protein serine/threonine/tyrosine kinase activity; protein serine/threonine kinase activity.
GGCUCUAUCCACCGAGGCAUACGAGAAGACGGAUUUAAAGCACGGUUUCCUCUAUUAACGAGUGCUAUCCGGUGGGGACGGGUUGCUGCUCGGAAGAUUAAAAAGCGAUGUCUUAAAAAAAAACAACCACCAACGAACUGAGCCCGUUUGCUGCCGCUUCAUCAGCUGCACGUCUGUCCGGAAGAGCAAGCCUGGAGCUGGCAAGCUGUCUGCAUCUAGGAACUCGAAGCAGAAAAAUAAAAUUACGCGAAAAUAUCCUACCCAGAUCGGAUUUUCUUGGAGGGGAUGGUACCUCAGACAGACGGAAACCGACCGCGAUAUUUGAGGAGCUUUGCCGCCCGUCCUAUGGGGGAAUUGUGGACUUCAAAGCGCUGGUUUCUGCAGGGACAGUGCUCGUGUUUUCGUGUGUUUUUAUACGACUAACCCCCGGGGCAGCUGAAGGGAAGGACUCGUAAAACAACUUUAUCUUAAUGUUUUAAACUUUAAUCUUUAAACUCCAGCUUUCGGAAUUGGGAUCCUUGAGAAGAGAAGGGUGCGAGGAACUGCAGACGUACGGGCGAGGCAGAGGCGUAUGAAGAACAGUUGUGUGUGAAACGUCUUUUUUUUUUUGAUAUUUUCAAGCAUUUAAAAAAAGAUGCGGUCUGCAUGGAAAGGCGAAAUCUUGCAGCUACAUAUUUGCUACAACUCGGGCGGCUUGACCGAGACUGGUUUGUGACAUCUAAGCAGGACUGUCUUGCUCGGAGAUUAAAUAGCUCAAUAAGGUCGAUGAAGAAAAAGUGAACAAUAUUUUCCCCGUUUUUUGGAGCUUUUUUGGGGUUUCGACUCAUCGCCACAUCGAGAGUAGCCUCGCCAGAGGGAGGGAUGUUCACGGGUACGAUCAGGAGAGGCGACUGCGAUAGGAAUCCAAACUCUGGAGUGGGAAGUCCAGGCAUGAUUCUCGCCCCGACAGGGCUGGCGGCUGCGCUAUAGCGUUUAUAGUGACAGAGAAGAGACCGUCAGACCCGUGAAAAGACCGUAGGAGACCGAGCGUUGACUUGUCCACCUUUAGAAAAUGUAGGACUGUUGUCUUCCUUGGUCAGACCUUAGCUUUUACUCAAUUUCUAGGACAGCGGACUCGAUGGGUGAAUGCCGUGCAAUUGUCAACACGCAAUAAGUAAUAGAUCAUUGCACCCCUAAAUCUAUAGAGAGGAGAGAAAAACCAGUGGAGACGUUUUCGAUUUUUUUUGUUUUGUUUUUGGUGUGAUCGCUCUGAAAGCAACUGUAAAAAGUCAGACGAAAUAAUCGAGUGGUGCGCUUGGAGGACCUGCCCCUGGAUGGUGACCUCACACCCCGCGUGCAGCCAUGAUGAUUCUGAGCAGGAAGCCCGACGGCCCGAUCACGGCAGCCCGGCACGCAGACGGCCUGUAUGAUUCGUACAUGAGGACAGAAGAGGUGGGAACCGAAGACGCUGACGCGCGCCCCCACAGCCCCUCUGCCCUGCCCCCCCUGCCCAAACACACUGGCGGAAGCAAGACUACGGCGAAGGACCAUCAUGUGAUCGGGAGCCGGGGAGGUCAGAUGAAGGUGAAGCAGCUGUACGAGGACUCGUACAACAGGAAGCCCAACAGUGUGGCGCAGCACAAUGGCACCCACGCCUCCAGCAAGCCUUUGCCGGCUCUGUCCAAGGAGAGGAGCGUUGACAGCACCAGCUCGGCCAAGUCUGGGGACAGCAUGACCAGAUCCUCCAAGCCGGGGCCCCUGUCCCCAGAGCAGGCUCUGAAGCAGCACCGGCAGCAGCUCACCGCCCUGGAGCAGCAAGAGAUCUACAACUACCCUGAGAUCUACUUUGUGGGACCAAACGCCAAGAAGAGAGCCGCGGUGGCGGGGGGCUCCAACAACGGGGGCUUCGAUGACGACCAGGGCGGGUACAUCCACGUGCCGCACGACCACCUGGCCUACCGCUAUGAGUUCCUCAAGGUCAUCGGCAAGGGCAGCUUCGGGCAAGUGGCCAAAGUCUAUGACCACAAGCUGCACCAGCACCUGGCCCUGAAGAUGGUAAGGAACGAGAAGCGCUUCCACCGGCAGGCCGCCGAGGAGAUCCGAAUCCUGGAGCACCUGAAGAAGCAGGACAAGACGGGCAGCAUGAACGUGGUCCACAUGCUGGAGAACUUCACCUUCCGCAACCACAUCUGCAUGACCUUCGAGCUGCUGAGCAUGAACCUCUAUGAGCUGAUCAAGAGGAACAAGUUCCAAGGCUUUAGCCUUCCUCUGGUACGCAAGUUCGCCCAUUCGAUCCUGCAGUGCUUGGAGGCCUUGCACCGCAACAAGAUCAUCCACUGCGACCUCAAGCCCGAGAACAUCCUCCUUAAACAGCAAGGGCGCAGUGGCAUCAAGGUCAUUGACUUUGGGUCCAGCUGCUUUGAGCACCAGCGGGUUUAUACUUACAUCCAGUCCCGCUUCUACCGGGCCCCGGAGGUCAUCCUGGGUUCCCGCUAUGGGAUGCCCAUAGACAUGUGGAGCUUCGGCUGCAUCCUGGCUGAGCUCCUGACAGGCUACCCUCUGUUUCCCGGGGAGGAUGAGGCCGACCAGCUGGCUUGCAUGAUGGAGCUCCUUGGUAUGCCUCCCCAGAAGCUGCUGGAGCAGGCUAAGCGGGCCAAGAACUUCAUCAACUCCAAGGGCCACCCGCGCUACUGUACCGUCACCACCCACAGCAACGGCACUGUGGUGCUCAAUGGCAGCCGCUCCCGCCGGGGCAAGAUGAGGGGCCCCCCGGGGAGUAAAGAGUGGGUGACGGCCCUCAAGGGCUGCGACGACCCCACUUUCAUCGACUUCCUGAAGAAGUGCCUGGACUGGGACCCUUCCAGCCGCAUGACGCCAUCCCAGGCCAUGAGACAUCCCUGGCUUUACAAACGCUUGCCCAAACCCAUCAGCGGGGAGAAGACUUUAGCUCCCAAGCGGAUUGCCGAACCCAGCACCUCUUUCCCUGGCAUUAUUUCCAAGCUGCCUCCUGCAAUCGGGGUGGCCAACAGCAAACUGAGGGCCAACAUGAUGGGGGACUCCGGUGGGAGUAUACCUCUACGUACUGUGCUCCCCAAACUCGUCUCUUAGGAUUUCACAGUCAGAAUUAUGUGUGGACUGAUUGCGUAGCAUAAAUGUAGUUUAAAAAAACAACAACAGAAAGGAGUCAAUGCACUAUUUUCUAAAUGAGUUUAGCCAUGUGGUUCAGUGGGCAAGCUAAUAUUCUAGAAAUUUUAUACCAAACCAUUUUACAUCAGCCAUUUUUUAAUUGCUUUUUGAAAAGGUUUUUAAGCACGUUUCUUUUAAUAUUUUAAUUUUUUACUUUUCUGCCUGCAGUAUAAUAUUGAAGGAAAGGUGCUCAAUGUCUAGUCUUCUACUCCCUUUUAUACGGUUUCACACUAAGUCACAUUUUUUUAUUAGUGUGCACAUACAGAAUUAGAUAGGAUCACACUCUUUUAAAGGUUCAUAUCUCUGUGUCAACAGAACUAAAAAGGGCUGCUUUAUAAUUUCGGUUUUAGCGUUAAGGGCUGCAGAAGGCUAGGUUGUUGUAAAUAGCGCAGGUAUUCUGAACAUCCUGGGUGAUGUAACUUUUUUUUCUAAAUGUUGAAUGAAGUCCUCUGCCCAUUCGUGUGCAAUGAAGGAAGUUUUUUAGUUUAGACUGCUCUAGAUGAGAAACGCUUCAUGAGCACGCACAUGUAGCACAGCACACAGUAGAUGUUGAGAACAUUUGUCAAGCCGUCACAAAGCAGGAUAUUUUCAUUAUGGACAUUUUGUAGAUGCCACUGCAAUGCCUAAAUCUUCCUUUAUAUCUGCAUGUCAGGUCAGUAUCGGCACAGUCUGACCAGUGGGUACAUCAUGACCUCAGGCCAGGGCCUGAUGUGUGUGUGUGUGUGAGCUACAGAAAACCAAAUAAUGCAUCGUCUAAAACAGCUCCGAGGUGAUGGAGUAACCCAUGUGCACGUUGGCAGAAGAGCGGGGCGUUCCGAGUUCGCCUCGCAACGAGGAGAAGGCUCGUUUACAGCCCCCUCCCGCGGUCCGAGGGUUCCUGCGGGGGCACGGACAGGGCUGGCCAGCCGGAGGUCAGUAUACUGGUCACUAGCACUGCUCACUGGUGGCCUUGGCUCCUGUAUUAAAGAGUGUUGACCAUGUUUCUCACGCCGGUCGGGCUGGCUCGCUUCCUUGACCAGUCGUGAUCCCUGAGCAGAGUGAGGUUGAGGAAUGGGAGUGUGGAGGCCGGGGGGGCGUUCGGAAAAUCGGGAAGGGGUAUCGAAUUGGAAGUAACCUGGCGGUCACAGCCAUUGGAAUCAUUCACAGCCCUUGGGCUCCAGUUUCCACACGGUGAAACGUUUUGCUAGUUUUUUUUAUGCUAUGAGAAAUAAUUACAGUUCCUGUGAGUAUGGAUCACUGUGACGUAGUGUUUCAUUUUAGCUUGCUAGAUUUUUUUCCACCUGGUGUUUUUGAGUAUUUGAAGGCUGUGUUUUAAGAAUUCCUUAACUUUGAAACUGCAUGGAGGAUUAUUGUGAGACAAAUAUUGUACGACUGUGGAUCAUGGUGACCUAUUUUUUUUCCCUUUUAUUGGAGCUGAAAUUGAAAACAUUACUGGUGGUAUUGUACUGUUUUUAUUUGCGGGGGUAGUCAUCGUCUGUUUCUUAAAAGCGACGUUCUUUUAUGAGGGAGACAAUUAGAAAAUCUUAAAGCAUUGUUUUUCUAGAUAACUUGUUCUGUAACUUGAAAUAGAUGCCUACAUAUGUGAAUUUCCCUUUUGUAUAUGGCAAACUUUCUUAAUGUCAUUCUACCAGGUUAAGUGUAUACCUACCGAUUUCAGUCUAGAUGUGCGUUUCCCUUGGGGUUCCGUGUCAUGCCAGUCACAGGCUGGGCUUUUCCCUGGCCGUUGCAGGUUCCAGCCUGGCUUAUGUGACUCACCUGCUGUGACCAGGAUUCGCCCAGAAUUGGUUCGCAAUUGUCCAGUACAGUUGCUCGAUCGAGGCUCUCUGGGCUGUGAGGGGACUAGCCUCUCCUCGGAUGGGCGCUGAUCCUUCGAGCAGUGCAUGCUCUGAGAAGGCCAGUGACAGCCGGUCGUGUGGGGGAGCCAGAGGAGCCCGUCUGCUCUUCCUCGUUCUCACCCUUGUGGGGUUAGGGGUCACUGAUAAGACACAUCGAGACAUACAGGCACAGCUGAUGAUUCUAGAUUAUCGGUAUGCAAUAAAAAGUGGUAGAUCAUUGUAAAGCUAAAAAAAAACACAUUGCAUUGGCAAUUUUGUUUCUCCUACAUAUUUCUGUGUCAAUUGAUUUGGAAAAACUCUGUAAUUUAAAAUCAAUGGUGCUGAAUUACCACAUUAGUCUUAAAAAUGCCUCUCUUGCCUUCACAAUACUCACAGACCUCUAGGCAUAGAAUGACAGAAAGGUUUCACUGAAGAGCUCUGGAAACGCCAAAUCUUUUACGAACUCAUGGAAACCAGGAUGCUUUUAAAAUGUAAUUCUUGGUAGGUUUUCUCCUUGAUUGAAAUGGAAUAGUUGUUCCUCAGAGGCACUCGAAAAUAAUUGGAACAGAAUUGUUACCGUGUAGCACUUUCAACUGUGGAACUCUGUAAAACUUGAUUACUGGUUAGCGAUGUGUAAUUAUGCAACACCAUUCACGGAUUUCUAAUUACAGAUGGAAAAGAAAUUGACAUAGUUAAAUGUGACAGAGAACCCCCACCAGGUUGCUUUUAGAAAUGGGUAAUUUUGCAAGCUGUCCUGGUUUUUUUUUUUCCUCUUCUGUUACUGGCUCAGAUUAAAUUUUGGUGGCCUGGCUGUCAACAAUAGCUAUAAAACUGUAGAAAUAAACUGCACUAGAGUCCUGAUCUGGGUAAAAAAGUUGUGUUGUGUAAAAAAACAUCAGAACUUGUCGAUGGCUGCAUUCAUCUUUUGACCCAGCAAUCUUCUCUUUGCCUUCGUCUGUCAUGAAGUUCCAAUCGUACUGAGAGGCAUUAUAAACUGUAUGUCCACUACUACACCUCACCGUUUUAAUACUCCAACACUUCCAAGAAUCUCCGUUUACCAGGAAACUUGCCUUCCUGGCAUUUUGUAUCCCUUGAGCUCGGGGAGUUGUCAGCCAGUGCCUUUGGGUUCACUCUUCUCAAAUGUAGACGCUGCACCUCCGGUCAGUUCUGUGUUUGUUUUCAAUUGUCAGCUUAUAGGAUUUUUUUACCUCUCGAUUUUAUAGACUUGAAUACAAUUUUGUUACACAAGAGCGUACAGGUUUAGCAGGGAAAAAAAAGAAAAUAAUGUGUGCUGUGUUUUAUUGUUUCCUCCAUUUGCCGAGUGUUUUAAAAGGUUGGCUACUGUUUAAAUAGCAUGUAAACCGUAAGUGUGGGUAUGAGCAGAGUGUUGAGCUGACUUUGGCGCGUUGUGUGGCGGACAGGACUGUAAAAGCAGAAAAGGGAGGCUUGUAUUAGUUUUCUUUUUGAAGAAAAAAAAUAAAUCGCUAUUAAUGGAAACCU